Molecule: messenger RNA, 1622 nt
Organism: Dioscorea cayenensis subsp. rotundata (Guinea yam)
Lineage: Eukaryota; Viridiplantae; Streptophyta; Magnoliopsida; Dioscoreales; Dioscoreaceae
Exons: 3
Coding region: 29-1399 (456 amino acids)
Biological process (GO): endoplasmic reticulum calcium ion homeostasis
Cellular component (GO): endoplasmic reticulum
Molecular function (GO): calcium ion binding
Source: RefSeq, a predicted model, not a curated record
UUCUUGCUCUCAUAAUCUCAUUCCACCGAUGAUGGCACACUCGCCGCCGAUCGCCGGCGGUCUCCUCCUCCUCCUGGUGCUCCUCGGCGCCGCCAUCCACAUCCCACGCUGCCUCCUCGCUGCUCAUCCGCACUUCGAAGGCUUGGACGAUGCCUCGGAUGCCGUGAUAGACGAUGACCACUUCGAUUACGAACCCUCCAUCCCAUCCCCAGUAAUCUCCGUCUCCUACCAUGAACCACCCUCCGAUCCCUCACCUCCUCCUCCUCCGCCCUCCCCCAUUGCCGAGUCCGAGCUCUGGGACGAGGACGAAUUCGAAGGCAUCCCCAUUCUCAACUUCAUCUCGUACCCCCCAGAUGGAGAUCGAGUUCAAGCUCCUGCUCCCUCGCCUUCUGAUGCUCCAGAACGCUCCCCGUGGUUUACCUACUCGAUCGAGUUCACGUUCACCUUCUUCUUGAUUUCAUUCGUGAUCAAUUACUUCGACGGGAAACGUAAAAACGAGCUCAUCGUCGUCGCCUGGGCCUCCAAAUUCGCCACCCGGGACUCCAUUUUCAGCAAGAACUUUAGCUUCAUUGGCGCUGGUGACGGCAACAACGCCCCUUACCUCCUGAAAGAACGCCCAGAUGUCUUCAAGAUCUGGGCCAGCGGAAGAAACUACUGCAAGGGUUUUGUAGCUACAAUGAAGCUGAAAAAGCGGCAUGAUUUGAUAUCCAGGAUUUGGGAUAUGGUACGCUUGAAGAGGGAUACGAUCACCUUCGAGGUGAUGAUGAAGGAGAAUGCCAUGGAUCAUGUGGUGCUUGCGGUGGCAAGGAGUAAGGCCUCCAAGGCCAUGCUGAAGGAGGAGAAGGAUUUGCAGAGGUUUGCGAACGUGUUGGCAUGGACCCCAGCAGGGAGGAAGUGGGUUUCUGAGGAGCUCGCCAUUGUUGCAGAAUCAAAGGAGGUCGCUGGGGAUCUUAUCACUGAGGCUGUUCUUGAUCAGGUUCUUGGCGAGGAGGCAUUUAAAAAAUUUGGAAAGGAAUUCAUCUCACUGCACUUUUCCGAUCAAUAUCCAGGCUCUCAUUCGAAAAUGCUAAUUUUCAAGUUCACACUUCCAGAUGCCAAAAACAUGGCUGACAUGACAAUGCUAGCUUCUCUUGUCCCUUAUUAUGUCGACUUAAUUGGGCGCUACAAUCUUAGCUCUCAGGCUCGGUCUAGAACAGAUGCUGCAAGGAUGAAGGCUGCCCAAGACGCAUCCAAAGAACUGCAAAACGCAAGACGAGAGGCUCUGCAGAAACAGAAGGAAGAAAAAAGAAAGCUUAUGGAUGAGGCUGAUGCUAAGCUUACUGCCGAUGCAAUUAACAGAAGACUAGAGAAAGAACGCUCGCGCCAGAAGAAAUCAAAGCCUCCAAAAAAGAUGCUCUGAGACUAAGUUUAGUUGUGUAAAUGACACCAUUAACAACCUACUUCAUAGCUGCUGCACAGACACAAAAUUCAGCUCUAGAUUUCUUAGAGCUUCUCUAUAUUUUCACUUGUGUCAAUGUUGUUAGACGUCGUUAAUUUUAUACUGUUAAUUGAAAAGAACCGGAAUUGAUGCUGUACUUACAAACUUAGGACAUGCUGAUCAUAAAUAAACAUUUUGCUGCAAA